Messenger RNA from Marchantia polymorpha subsp. ruderalis, 435 nucleotides. NCBI's taxonomy places the organism in Eukaryota, Viridiplantae, Streptophyta, Marchantiopsida, Marchantiales, Marchantiaceae. The record is from the annotation of a GenBank genome assembly.
AUGACAUACUCGGCGCAGGAGAAGAUCAUGGCGUUGUUCGAGGCCAUAUAGCUGAAGCCGUGCAAGGAGUCGAAGAAGAGGGCGUACAUCACCGGAUCGGGGUUGGGCGCGGCGCUCUUCGCCACCUACUGCACGUGGGUGGUGGACUUCUGGUGGGGAGGCCAGCUCGUCAAGCGGGAGGACCUGAGCUUCGGCGACUUGUUCGGGUGCUUCUUCAUCCUCGUGGCCUCGGGGCGAAUGAUCGCCGAGGCCGGCAGCAUGACCUUGGACCUGACCAAGGGUGCCAAUUCCAUCGUCAUUGUCUCCAACAUUCUCGACAGGAGAACCAAAAUCGACCCUUACGAUGGCGCUGGCGUCAAGCUCAACAAGAUCGACGGCAAUGUCGAGCUCAAGGGCGUCGACUCGUCCGUACGUUUUGGUCUUCCGCUACUUUGA